AUUAGUAUUUGUUUUCGAAAGUAUCAACAUAGGAACUUCUUUAACGACAUCGUAUCCUGAAUCAACCACCGUCACCUGUAACAAGUACUCUAACCCUAAUUCAUCACACGCGCCACCGUCAUUCCCUACUCCGGCCGCUAACAUGGUGCGUCGAAAACGAGAAAGUCUCCCACCGGCGAUUUCAAGCGAUGAUUAUCCUUCAAAGCGUAGAAGACAUUCAAUGUUCGAAAUUUCGUCCUCUCAUCACGGAGUAUCUUCUUCUAGGAAAUGGGUUUUCUCCUCCGAGAAUUCUUCUGAUUGCACGGAUACAAUUGUCGUUGUUUCAUACAAUAUACUUGGUGUUGAAAAUGCAUCAAAUCAUAUGGAUUUGUAUUCCAAUAUCCCACGACGUUUCUUGGAAUGGGGAAGACGCAAGAGGCUUAUACUUGACGAGAUUAACAGCUAUAAUGCAAGUAUACUCUGUUUCCAGGAGGUUGAUCAUUUUGAUGAUUUAGAUGAUCUUUUUCAGAACAAUGGCUUUAAAAGUGCUUACAAGGCUCGCACCGGAGAAGCCAACGAUGGAUGUGCUAUAUUUUGGAAAGACAAAUUAUUCAGUCUUUUGCAUCAAGAAGAUAUAGAGUUCCAAAAGUUUGGUCUGCGUAACAAUGUUGCUCAGCUUUGUGUUUUGGAGGUAAACAAUGAUAAUCCAGAAUCUGACAUAUGUAAACUAACAGCAGAGGAACAAUCCACCAGAAACAAAAAAUUUGUAAUAGGAAAUAUACAUGUGCUGUUCAACCCUAACCGUGGUGAUAUCAAACUUGGUCAGGUCAGACUUUUAAUUGAUAAAGCGUACAAGUUAUCACAAGAAUGGGGAAACAUCCCUGUUAUUUUAGCUGGGGAUUUAAACAGCGUGCCACAGAGUGCAAUAUAUAAAUUCCUGUCUUCAUCAAAGUUAGAUGUCCAAUUACAUGAUCGCAGAAAUAUGUCAGGACAGCUUGAAAUCCGGCCCAAUCACAGAUACUUCAGAUCAAAGAUUGGCAAUGAUGCUAGCAUUUCAAUGUCUGUUUCAAGGCAAAUGCUAUACAAAUGGAGUGCAGAAGAACUAAUCCUUGCAACUGGCGCAGAAGGAGUUACUCGACUUCAGCACCAGCUCAAGCUCCGCAGUGCUUAUAGCGGCAUUCCUGGAAAGCUUAGAACAAGAGAUGAUAUUGGAGAGCCCUUGGCAACAUCAUACCACUCUAAGUUCAUGGGAACUGUUGAUUAUAUCUGGCAUUCUGAGGAACUUAUCCCGGUCAGAGUUCUUGAAACCUUGCCCAUUGAUAUUCUUAGAAGAACUAGAGGACUUCCUAACGAGAAUUGGGGAAGUGACCACCUCGCCGUUGUAUGUGAAUUUGCCUUUGCGAAAAAUGCUGAAAGUUCUGAUUCUUGUGAUCUUCCCUAGAGUAUGUAUCAAACCAAAACCUUAGGCUGAUUGAAAAGUAUGGAAAUUGAGGGAGAAUCAAAUCAUUUUCUGUUUCAAGACCUGCUCUCGCGCUGCUCAUUCUUUCAUCACGAGAUCAAAUUUCGAAUUGCUUCUUGAUAAUUCAAAAUGAACAUCAUGUUGCAACAGAUCUGCAAAGUGUAAACUCUCCCUGUGAACAUGCUAGGUAACAACCUGUUGCCAGGUUCAGAGAAAAGUCGGUACAUAUCCAAAAUAACUAUAUUUCAGAGAUAAUUAUGUAUCAUUAUCACUAAUCAUUUGUAAUGUUUACUCAGUAAUUGCAGUACCUUUAGGUAGGAACUAAGAAUUGUAUUCUCCAUAAGUUAUUUCAAUCAUUUUUCAA
Molecule: messenger RNA, 1802 nt
Organism: Vicia villosa (hairy vetch)
Lineage: Eukaryota; Viridiplantae; Streptophyta; Magnoliopsida; Fabales; Fabaceae
Product: carbon catabolite repressor protein 4 homolog 5
Exons: 14
Coding region: 143-1420 (425 amino acids)
Molecular function (GO): 3'-5'-RNA exonuclease activity
Source: RefSeq, a predicted model, not a curated record